This is a messenger RNA of Marasmius oreades (fairy-ring Marasmius), 1079 nucleotides long. RefSeq lists its product as uncharacterized. The record is from RefSeq and is a predicted model, not a curated record. The transcript has 6 exons. Lineage: Eukaryota; Fungi; Basidiomycota; Agaricomycetes; Agaricales; Marasmiaceae. Gene Ontology annotation, cellular component: growing cell tip; plasma membrane; cell division site. The coding region runs from base 91 to 783 and encodes 230 amino acids.
GCGCUUGUUGCCCCUAACGGUAAUUAGAACGUCACUAAAUCAUGGAGCGACCACAAGAGUAUGAAGGUUCCUUCUUGCCUUUAGCCCCCCAUGAUCCUCCUACUACUUACCCCAGCUCUUCUCUUCAUCGCGUUCCUUCUCCUCCUACUGAUUUCUCUCUCAGUUCCAAUAAUCAAGACUAUCUAUCUCUUCCGUUUAGCGACCUCCGCUACUUCCGACUUGCUUCGUUCUGGCGCCUCCGGUGCUGUUGAUUUCGGUGUCUGGGGCUACUGUGCUGAUGCCAUCGCAGUCUCCGUUUUCGGCUUUGAUCGCGAUGCCUCUGCUCAAUGCUCUGAUCGUCAUCUAGGUUAUGGGUUCGAUAGCACCGUGGCCCGCAUUCUACGUGUCGAGGACUUCAACGACAUCAUCACCAAGACCACCACUGCCGCGCUUGUCCUUCACCCUAUAGCGUGUGGCCUAACUUUCUUGACGCUUCUCGUCUCCCUUUUCAUGCUUCGUCGCGGCUCAAACGGGACCUCUCGUUUUCCUUCACUUCUUACCCUCGGCAUCGGCAUCCUGACGGCCCUACUCACAACCAUUGUUUUUCUCAUCGAUGUCAUUUUUGUCGCGGUUAUCCGAGGUCGCGUUAACGACCGGACAGAUGGCGAAGUCACCCUCGGUUACGGGAAUGCCGUCUGGAUGGCUCUCGGAGCUGCUCUCGCUAUCUGGCUCGCCAUGGUUGGCGCCUGCGGAGGCGUUUGCGCGUGUGGCAGUCGUCGAUUCAGGAAAUCUGAGCGGUAUUGAUCACUUGUGGACAAUCAAUUGUGACUUCUGAUCGAUUCUGUCGGACUCCGACAUCUCUGACGGACUUUUCCUCCUUCUCCCUUACGAACACGACCCUGUUCUUACCUCCUCCGCCUUUCUUCAGCGCGAAAGUCAUGAACUCUGAGCUCUGAAAUCAUCUGCCAUUUGUUGCCAUAAAGUAUGAGCCGGGAAUGUGUAUAUGUAUCUAUCGUCUUGUCUUGCAUACAUCACGACUAUCAAUCAAACGGUUGAUUCAAUUGUCAUGGACCCUCUCGAUCUCAGAAGGCAUCCUAACC